CCUGCCACUCCUCAGACUGACGAUGGCUGAAGCCCCGCUGUUUGUUUCACAGGACGAGUUCACCUGCUCGGUUUGUCUGGACACCCUGACUGACCCCGUGUCACUGCAUUGUGGGCACAGUUUCUGUCUGAACUGCCUCACAAACUUCUGGGAUCAGAGUCAAGUGUGCAGAUGUCCUCAUUGCAGACACAUCUUCAUCCUGAGGCCUGAACUGCACAUAAACACCGUGCUGAAUGAAAUCGUCAAGAGAUUCAAGAACAUGGGUGUCAAGCCUUCUCCUUCUCCUCCUCCUCCAUCUCCUCGUCCGGCUCCUCCAUCUCAGAAUUAUGCCGGCCCUGGAGACGUGGAGUGUGACGUCUGUACUGGGAAGAAGUUCAGAGCCGUGAAGUCCUGUCUCACCUGCAUGGCCUCCUUCUGUCCGACUCAUCUUCAGCCUCACUAUGAAGGAGCGGCCUGGAAGGCACACAAGCUGGUUGAUCCUGAUAGAAAUCUACAGGAGAAACUCUGUGGGAAACAUCGGAAUUGUCUGGAACUAUUUUGUAAAACUGAUGAGAUGUGUAUCUGCGUGUUGUGUGUGGCGACUGGACAUAGAAAUCAUGAAACAGUAGAGCUGGAGACGGAAAGAGAAGAAAAAGAGAAACAGCUGGGGGUGACACGGAAUGAAAUCAGGAGGAGACUUCAGGAGAAGGAGAAGACACUGGAGGAGACGAAGAAGGCGAUGAAGAAGAUGCAGAUCUCUUUGGGAAGACAAGUAGAUGAAAAUGACAAGAGCUUCGCUGAUUUCAUUCGCUGCAUUGAGGAAGCCCACAAGAAACUGAAAGAGAAGAUCAGAGAACAAGAGAAGAGAGAAACAGAGAAAGCUGAAGGAGUCAUGGAGCAACUGGAGAAAGAGAUCAAAGAGCUGAAAAGAAGAGACGCUGAGCUGAAGGGGCUUUCAGGGACCAAGGACCACGUCCACUUCCUGCAGACUUUCUCAUCUCUCUGUGUCCUACCUGAAGAUGGGGACUCGCUCAGCUACACGGCCACCGCUGAUUUCUCUUCUGAGUACCUGCAAAAGGAACUGUCCAGUCUGAAGAAGAGUCUGGAGAAGAUCAGCCAGUGGAACAUCACAACAUUUACUCCAUCAGGUUCAGAUUGUGAAGCUCCAACUUUCAGCCUACGACCUCCUGAACUUAAAGGCAGAGAGGAGUUUUUACAAUACUUCUGUCCACUCACACUGGACAUGAACACGGCACACAAACUCCUCCAUCUGUCUGAAAAGAACAAGAAGGUGACAUGUAUGAGGACAGAGGCCAGUUACCCUGAUCAUCCUGACAGAUUUGACUACUGGACCCAAGUUCUGUGCAGAGAAGCUCUGACUGGGACUCGCUGCUACUGGGAGGUGGAGUGGAAUGGAUACUUGAUGGGGAUAGGAGUCACAUAUAAAGGACUGAGCAGGAAAGGAAGGGGCAAAAAGUGCAGCCUUGGAAACAACAACAUGUCGUGGAGUUUGUGGUGGUCUGAACACCGAUACAUGGUAUAUCACAAUGACAAAGAGACUGCAAUCAGGGCCCCCUACAGCCCCAGAGUAGGUGUGUAUCUAGACCGGCCUGCUGGCUCUCUGUCAUUUUAUAGCAUCUCUCCCACAAUGACCCUCCUGCACAGGUUCAACACCUCCUUCACUGAGCCCCUCUAUCCAGGGUUUUGGCUUAGUUGUAAUUCCACUGUAUCAAUCUGCCAACUGAUGCCAUCUGAAUACUAACCAGUGACCCCCACCAGUCAGUGUAGGUCCUCUUUGAGUUUGUAGUUUCGUUUCAAAUAAAUUUCACAUGAUGGGUUGGGGUGGCAUUAAGCUUCAUAGAGCCUGCUGAGUUAAAAAGAAGAGAUGAAAGUGAAAAAAGAGUUAGGGGUGAGGGUGAUAGGGGAGAAUUUUAGAGGGAUAAAGGGUGACAUGAAUAACCCGGAGAGACAGAAUGAGUCAAGUGGGUGCACCACUCGUGUGGCUGUGCUGUUGUACUGUAACAUGACUUAAAUAAGUAAACUGCGUUUGGCUCUUCCUGU
Messenger RNA from Polypterus senegalus (gray bichir), 2040 nucleotides. Its product is annotated as tripartite motif-containing protein 16-like protein. NCBI's taxonomy places the organism in Eukaryota, Metazoa, Chordata, Cladistia, Polypteriformes, Polypteridae. The coding region runs from base 23 to 1741 and encodes 572 amino acids. The record is from RefSeq and is a predicted model, not a curated record. Gene Ontology annotation, molecular function: zinc ion binding; protein binding. The transcript is spliced from 6 exons.